AUGGCCGCCGUCAACGCAGACACCCUCGACAUGUCCCUCUUCUUCGGCACCCCCUCCCAAAAGCAAGACUUCUGCGACUCCCUCCUCCGCCUCCUCAAAAAGCGCGGCGGCGUCAAACUAAUCAACCACCCCAUCCCCUCCACCUCCAUCCACGAACUCUUCCUCCAAACAAAGCGCUUCUUCAACCUCCCCCUCGAGACAAAAAUGCUCGCCAAGCACCCUCCCCAAGCAAACCCCAACCGCGGAUACUCCUUCGUCGGCCAGGAAAACGUCGCCAACAUUAGCGGUUACGAAAAGGGGCUUGGACCGUUAAAGACUCGUGAUAUCAAGGAGACUGUGGAUUUUGGAUCGGCGACUGAUGAGCUUGUUGAUAAUAUUUGGGUUCCGGAGGAGGAGUUGCCGGGGUUUAGGAGUUUCAUGGAGGGGUUUUAUGAGAUGGCGUUCAAGACGGAGAUGCAGCUUCUUGAGGCUCUUGCUAUUGCUCUUGGUGUUUCUCCUGAUCACUUGAAGGCGCUGCAUAACCGUGCGGAGAAUGAGUUUCGAAUCUUGCACUACCCUGCCAUUCCUGCCUCAGAACUUGCAGACGGUACAGCAACCCGCAUCGCAGAGCACACAGAUUUCGGAACCAUCACCAUGCUUUUCCAAGACUCUGUCGGCGGUCUUCAGGUCGAGGACCAAGAGAAUCUCGGAACAUUCAACAACGUGGAGUCAGCUUCUCCCACCGACAUUAUCCUCAACAUCGGUGAUUCUCUGCAGCGCUUGACGAAUGAUACGUUCAAGGCUGCGUGCCAUCGCGUCACGUAUCCUCCUUCUAUCAAGGUCGGGGAUGGCGAGCAGGUCAUUCCUGAGAGAUACUCUAUUGCUUACUUUGCUAAGCCUAACCGAAGUGCGUCUUUGUUCCCGCUGAAGGAGUUUAUUGAGGAGGGUGUUCCUUGUAAGUAUGAGGAUGUAACUGCUUGGGAGUGGAAUAACCGCCGUAUUGAGAAGUUGUUCUCUGCUGAGGCCAAGGCUUAA
Fusarium tjaetaba is the source of this 1014-nucleotide messenger RNA. Its product is annotated as gibberellin 20-oxidase. The record is from RefSeq and is a predicted model, not a curated record. Gene Ontology annotation, molecular function: dioxygenase activity. The coding region runs from base 1 to 1014 and encodes 337 amino acids. NCBI's taxonomy places the organism in Eukaryota, Fungi, Ascomycota, Sordariomycetes, Hypocreales, Nectriaceae. The transcript has a single exon.